ACAACAAACAAUAGCGGCACCGGAUGCGGAAGGAAGCCCGCCAUUGAAGCAAAUCUCCAACGCGUGUGUUUCGUUGGAAAUUCUCUUCGAUUAAACAGCGAGUAUUUUCUUGUUCUGACCAUCGUUGAAUUUUGCUGAAGAAAAAUGGCGUACAGAGGACAAGGGCAAAAAGUCCAGAAGGUUAUGGUGCAGCCCAUUAACCUAAUUUUUCGGUAUCUACAAAAUCGCUCACGUAUUCAGGUGUGGCUGUACGAACAAGUGAACAUGCGGAUAGAGGGCUGUAUUAUUGGCUUUGAUGAAUACAUGAACCUGGUUCUAGAUGAUGCUGAGGAGGUCCACAUGAAGACUAAGAACAGGAAGCCACUGGGGAGACUCAUGCUGAAAGGAGACAACAUUACUUUACUGCAAAGUGUGUCCAGUUAAGACAACACACCUCUGGUCAUUGUUGUUUCUCUUUUUUUGAAAAUUGUUGAGUACAUUUGUUUUAGUUUCACAAUUCUGAGACAUUUUCUUUCUACUGAAUGAAUAUGUUUGGAGAAUAAAAUUUUGUUUUUCUUACGUG
Molecule: messenger RNA, 562 nt
Organism: Cynoglossus semilaevis (tongue sole)
Lineage: Eukaryota; Metazoa; Chordata; Actinopteri; Pleuronectiformes; Cynoglossidae
Gene: snrpe
Product: small nuclear ribonucleoprotein polypeptide E
Exons: 5
Coding region: 145-423 (92 amino acids)
Biological process (GO): mRNA splicing, via spliceosome
Cellular component (GO): spliceosomal complex
Molecular function (GO): RNA binding
Source: RefSeq, a predicted model, not a curated record